AUGCUAAACGACCAUUCCAAAGUCGGCAUCGCCCUGAUCAUCUUUUACGUCCCUGCCGUCCUGCUCGCGGCGUGGCUGCUCUUCCACCGGCAUGCGCAUGGAAAGGGCAAUGACAGACCCCGUCUGGCGUGGAUUGUGUUGUUGAUAUUUUCCUUGAUCCGUGUGGCUAGUGGCAUCGUCCUGAUCGUGCACGAGAAUCAGCAACAGGAAAUCGGGCCCACCAUCGCUGCCGUCAUUCUGCUGAAUGCGGGUGUGUUCCCUGUCAUUGCGGCGACAAUUGGGUUGAUUUGGAUCAUACAAGCCGCUGACUUCCAACACAACUCGUCCAUACGCUAUGGUCUCAUUCUGUCACGUGUUCUGUUCUUCGUCGGCAUCGCUCUGCUCAUUGCAGGCGGCUCGCUGGAAGGAAACUACAAUAACGAAUCCUCAGUGAUGACUGGUCUGAAGCUCGUUUAUUUCUGGCGGCGGGCAGCGAGAUUGUCAUUGACUAGCAUGACGGUCCUCAAAGGAGCCUCCUCAGCAAUGCCCUUCUUCGUCGUCCGUCUUACCUACGCCUUCCUCUCGGUUUUCAAAUCCUCUGACCUGACCUGGAAUCCGCUCGCGGGGCCGGUUGGCCCGUUUGUCGCCAUGGCGCUUGUCAUGGAGUAUCUGGUUCAUUUCGCCGGCGCGGGAUCAGCGGAACGACAGAAUCGAUGGGACACGUAG
This is a messenger RNA of Rasamsonia emersonii CBS 393.64, 705 nucleotides long. RefSeq lists its product as uncharacterized. The coding region runs from base 1 to 705 and encodes 234 amino acids. The transcript has 6 exons. The record is from RefSeq and is a predicted model, not a curated record. NCBI's taxonomy places the organism in Eukaryota, Fungi, Ascomycota, Eurotiomycetes, Eurotiales, Trichocomaceae.